Molecule: messenger RNA, 1278 nt
Organism: Kazachstania africana CBS 2517
Lineage: Eukaryota; Fungi; Ascomycota; Saccharomycetes; Saccharomycetales; Saccharomycetaceae
Gene: SRO9
Product: Sro9p
Exons: 1
Coding region: 1-1278 (425 amino acids)
Biological process (GO): positive regulation of translation
Cellular component (GO): cytosol; cytoplasmic stress granule
Molecular function (GO): RNA binding
Source: RefSeq, a predicted model, not a curated record
AUGUCUGUAGUAACUGAGAAUACCCAACCUGCUGUCCAAGAACAAAAGGAAGAAAAGAAACCAAUUACUUUGACUCCGGCUCCAUUACCAACUAAUUCACCAUGGAAAACUGUUAACACUGAAAUUCCUGUGACUAGUAUCUCUAUUAAGGAUUUGGACUCUUCCAAGAAGAAAGUUAGAGCUCCAUCUCCUUUUAUCAAGACCACUGCCUCCACCAAAUGGGCUCCAAUAAAGGCUUCCAUCGUUGUCUCUGGUAAUAACAACAGAAACGGUUCGAACAACGGAAGAAAGACAAAUAACAAACCAAACAAUAAAUCUAAUAACAAUUCCCAAAGAAGAAAAAAACAGCAACAACCUAUCAAGAAACAACAUCAAAGUGACUCUACGACCAAAGAUUCUGAAAAAUCUGAAGAAAGAUCAGAAUUAUCUGGCCAUGAAGAUGAAAACAAAGCACAACAAGAUGAUUCCUCUGACACUCAACUACAGAGACAAAAUAACAAAGCUCAAAGAAGAUUCAAUAAUAACAGACCAAAUUCCCCCCUGGGUCACAACACUAAUAACAACCAAAAUGGCUUCCAAAGAAGAAGAUAUCACAAUAAUAAAAACGAAUUCCAUCCACGUUCUAACCACCGUAAUAGAUUCCAACCACAACAAAUGGCUCAAUUACAAUCCAAAUUCUAUCCUUUCCAACCAGCUAUGAUGGCUGUCAACAACAUUGCAAGACAAUUAGAAUACUACUUAAGUCCUGAAAAUUUAACCAACGAUAACUACUUGAGAUCUAAACUUUCAAAUGAAGGUUACGUCCCACUAUCUCUACUUGCUAAAUUUUACAGAGUCGUCAACAUGUCCUUUGGUGGUGAUGCUAACGUCAUCUUAGCUGCUUUAAGAGAAAUUGUCUUCAAUGAAAACGCCACUGUCGAAGUUUCCAUCGGUACUUUAACCAAAUUGAAGCAAGACGAAGUCAAGGAAACUGAAGAAGAAAAAAAAGUAGAGCAAGAACAAGAACCACAAGAACAAGAUCCAGUUGAAUCACCAUUAGAUAAAUAUUUCAUCCGUAGUAAACAGUGGGAACAAUGGAUUCCUGAAACUGUUGAAACUGAAAUUAGCAUUGAAAACACUUUAAACGGUGACGCAUUAGAUGAAUUCAUGAUUAAGGUUAUCCCAGUCCCACAAAGACCACAACAAACCCAGUCCCCAGACCAAGAACAAGAAAUCGAACAAGAGAAAGUCGAAGAAGAACAAUCCGAAGAAUCUGCUGCCACUGAAGCAACUGAUUAA